Molecule: messenger RNA, 825 nt
Organism: Phoenix dactylifera (date palm)
Lineage: Eukaryota; Viridiplantae; Streptophyta; Magnoliopsida; Arecales; Arecaceae
Source: RefSeq, a predicted model, not a curated record
UAUCAAGAAGCAAUUUUUAAACGUAAGAAGGUACAGGCUUGUUUGGUUGGUCCAAAAACUCCAUAAACUGGUUGCAGUCUAAUAAAGACUCCAGAAUUCCAUAACUCCAUCCACGCUUCCAGCAAUAAUUUCAGUUUUUGUCAAACAGAGAGACAUUACACUGUCUUGAAUGGCAGUCCCAAACGAUCCUACCAUUUUGGCAUUCCGAACGUCUCGCAACGUUAAGAGACUUUUCGCGUUCCCAAACUCUUCCUCUCCGACUCCAAUUACCAACACCACUCCUCCCGUCUAUAAAUAUGCCCUGCCACAACCUUCCUUACCCUCACACCAUCAUAUACGCCGCUCCCUUUGCUUGAAAAAGCUUUUAGGAGAUCCACAAGCAUGUCGCCCGUUCAAAAGCUUGCCCUCUCGUUCGUGAUCGCAUGCCUCGUUGGGCUUGCCCAUGCCCGCGAGCUUUCCUUCGUGGAACCCGCCAUUAGCCCUCUCGAGGCCCGGAUCACCUCCAACGGGGGCCUAGUUGACUGCUGGAACGCACUGCUGGAGCUGAAAUCAUGCACCGACGAGAUCUUGCUCUUCUUCAUGAACGGCGAGUCGUACCUGGGAGUCGACUGCUGCCGCGCCAUCCAAGUCAUCACCCGCCAGUGCUGGACCACGAUGCUCCAGUCCCUCGGCUUCACUCCCCAGGAGAGCGACGUUCUCAGAGGAUACUGCGAUGCCGAGGCCGCUCCUCCUCCUGUCGCCGUUGCGUCACUGCGUCCCCACUCCACGACAUCUCCCUCUGUGGCCGACGCCGCACUCGCGUUUGCCGGUCCGGAGGCGGCCUAG